Messenger RNA from Entrophospora sp. SA101, 366 nucleotides. NCBI's taxonomy places the organism in Eukaryota, Fungi, Glomeromycota, Glomeromycetes, Entrophosporales, Entrophosporaceae. The record is from the annotation of a GenBank genome assembly.
AUGGUUGUGCAAGGCUAUUCAAUUUUAAAUGUAAAUGCAAAACGUGGAAUAGAAUAUUCACCUACUCAAGGUUUUCCCGGAACAUAUUAUCCUGUUUACGCUCAUCAAAAAGGUAUAGAAUUCGAGGUAUAUGCUACACCAAGAAAUAAUCAAAAAUUUUGUGAUGAACCUGGUAUGGAAUUGAUUGGAAAAUUGUAUAUUAAAUUACCUGAUGAGUAUUCAGUCGAUAGACCUGUGGAAUUUACUUUGAUGUUUGGAGAACUACUUAUCAAUGCAACUGCACGGUGCAAAAAAUCCGGAACACUUUGUAAAGCUACAUUUGAAUAUACUAAACCUGGAGCCUAUGGAGUAUCUUCUAAUAAAUAG